Molecule: messenger RNA, 1038 nt
Organism: Coregonus clupeaformis (lake whitefish)
Lineage: Eukaryota; Metazoa; Chordata; Actinopteri; Salmoniformes; Salmonidae
Product: CDGSH iron-sulfur domain-containing protein 1
Exons: 3
Coding region: 247-621 (124 amino acids)
Biological process (GO): regulation of autophagy
Cellular component (GO): intracellular membrane-bounded organelle; mitochondrial outer membrane
Molecular function (GO): 2 iron, 2 sulfur cluster binding
Source: RefSeq, a predicted model, not a curated record
AUGCAGACAACGGGUUGACCAUGUAAUGCCUUUUAGGCUUUUAGAUAUGUGUAAUUCGCACUCCGACCUGAGAAACGCAGCAAUACAGCGUCUAGUCUGCCGGAACACACAAGAAGAAGAAGAAGUGUUCACAUUUUCAAACAUCUUGAAGUAUAUGCCGUUUACUACGCUUUCUUUAAGACAUACAGAUAGUUAGCGACGCUUGCUCCACAAGACUGCAUUGGAUCAAUCGUAUAGUUGCAAGCCAUGAGUUCUAACGUUUCCUUGUCGAAAGUUGGAGGCCUACCUGAACUAGAUACUGGAUCAGUCUGUUUUUUUUGUUUUACAGCGGAGUUGGUGGCAGCCAUCGGCGUGACUGCAGGAGCUACAGCUGUGGGCAUCCUCCUCCUCCAGCACUUCUCCAAGGGGUCAGGGGUCAAGCCCAAGGUCAACUUUGACCUGCAGAAAGACAACCCCAAAGUAGUGCACGCGUUCGACAUCGAGGACCUCGGGGAUAAGGCGGUGUACUGCAGGUGUUGGAGAUCCAAGAAGUUUCCCUACUGUGAUGGCGCUCAUGCUAAACAUAACCAGGAGACGGGGGAUAAUGUCGGUCCCCUCAUCAUGAAGAGAAAGGAGGCCUGAAACAAUCAAAUCAAUCAUCCAUGUGAUUCCAUGACUGCCGCUUCUAUCAUACUGACGCACACUACUGCUCUUCGCUACAGAAAGGAGGGCAGAGGUUGACAGUACACUUGUUAGUUACUCUGAAAUACGGUGGCGGUCCUUACAUUACUCUGUUAUAAACCAAAUCACUUUUUGUCUAUAUUUGUAUAUUGAUUGAUUGAAGCCACCCUUAUCACAGGACCCAAGCAGUUAUCCAUUUUUGUGGAAAUGACUUUGUAAUCAUACCUAAAAUGAUAGUAGAUAUUUUGCUGGGAUUACCAAGGAAACAGGGCUGUGGGAAGUAAUGUAAAGCAAAGUGCCAUGCUGGUUGUAUAUAUUUAAUUGAGCUGUGGUAUCUGUGCACUGUUAUUUUCAGAAUGUGAAGACUUGCUUGUUUGA